Molecule: messenger RNA, 297 nt
Organism: Lachancea lanzarotensis
Lineage: Eukaryota; Fungi; Ascomycota; Saccharomycetes; Saccharomycetales; Saccharomycetaceae
Gene: MRPL44
Product: LALA0S04e00892g1_1
Exons: 2
Coding region: 1-297 (98 amino acids)
Cellular component (GO): mitochondrial large ribosomal subunit
Molecular function (GO): structural constituent of ribosome
Source: RefSeq, a predicted model, not a curated record
AUGCUGACAAAGUAUUUUACCAAAGUUGUCGUGAGAUUUAAUCCAUUCGGGAAAGAAGCAAAAUGUGCUCGCCUACUACUGAGUGCUAUUCCUCCAGCCCAGCGCUUGUCUGGAGUUUCUGUUCAAAAUGAACUACUCACAACGGAUACAACUAAAAAGCCCACAGUUAAAAUAACGUUUAAAGAUAAGGCCGAGAUGGAGGUAGAUCCCAGCGGUAUGACAUUCAAGGAACUGGGUAACUAUUUUGAUAGACACUCUCGUAAAUUGCGCUUGAAAGAGAGCAUAGAGUCGCAAUAA